Molecule: messenger RNA, 1077 nt
Organism: Plenodomus lingam JN3
Lineage: Eukaryota; Fungi; Ascomycota; Dothideomycetes; Pleosporales; Leptosphaeriaceae
Source: RefSeq, a predicted model, not a curated record
AUGCGUAUAACAUCUAUCAUUGCGUCCUCUGCCUGUAGCAUUGUGGUAGUUUUGGCACAGGGGUUCGACAUAUCCGCUGCCUUGGCUGUCUCUAUCCCAACUGCCAACCUAGGCCCUGCGCUCACCGAAGUCAUUCCGGCCACAGUAACAUACGACCAAGCAGCUGCCACAGCCUUGCAAAGCCUGGAGGGCAAGGCUGGACCUGUGCCCGGUAUACGCGGUACUGUUAACGACUACUAUUAUAGCGAAAGUGCCCUUCGACGCUCAGCCCGAGACGCGGGAACACCCCCUGGUUAUGAGAAGGUCUUUACAGAUCUCAUAGCAGCCAAUGAGCAAAUCGGGUACCUUGGAUUCAAAAUUAAUCCAAGGGGAGAAUACGAUGUGUCUUGGUGCGCCGACUGGUGCGAUAGCGAAAGCUUUUGCCUUGGUUUCAACAUCUACUUCCAACGUGACCCGGAAAUGGAUCCUAGAUGCGACUGGUCCGGGGUUGUGACCAACGUCAAGUGUGUCAUUUAUGGAUAUCCUGUUGCUGAAGGAUCAGCUACCAACAAAGGCCAGUUUUUCGGGGAUUUUGCAGUGGUUAUCACUGGAAGCAAUGGCUACUCCAAGGUAGAAGAGGCCGCCUGCAAAACCAGGCGUCCUUCAAUUGGAGGUUUUGGCAUCCCUCAAUACCUUGUUGGUGCCAUUUCUGCUCCAGUGCAGCGUAACGGCACCAACACCGCAACAGGGCUCGAAUCAUACAAUGGCAUGAAGCUCUUCAACCAAAACCCGUACGAUCCAUUUCUUUGUGCUGCUGCUUGUCAGGCCCAGACCGAGUUCCACAAGACCCACCUCGGCAACGCCAAUGGCAAGUACCGGCCUUGUAAUUACUUCAACAGUUUCAUCUUGACAAAGAAUGCUAUUCCACUGGGCACAUACUGCUCCUUAUACGCAGAGUCGCGGCCAGUGACGGAUGCGACCAAUUUCGGCGUCAUCCAUGAAAAGGACAGAUACGACGUGCUUUGCUCAGCAGGGUACACAGCGACACCUAUCAACAGCGGCAAUAGCCAUGGUAACAACUCUAGCUUGGUACAUUAA